AUGAAAAUUCGUACGUUUUUUGUAAAAAUGUAGAAGUAGUUUUCUCGCAAAAGGCAAAAAACUAAGUUUUAAUGUAAUAGUUUGAAAAUAUUCUAAUUAAAUUUUAUUUUGAAAGGUCUUAAAAUGGCUUAAAAACACGUUUUUGAUACUUUUUAGAAAUGAAAGUUGAGUGGAAGAUUUGUAAUGCAUUUUGCACUGAAAAUCUUCCACCAAAAUUCAACUUCUAAAAACUGUCAAAAAUGCAUUUUUAGGCCAUUUUGAGUCAUUUUAAAAAUGGAAGUUAGGUGAAAGAUUUUUAGUGAAAAUUACAUUACAAAUCUUCCACACAACUUUCAUCUUCAAAACAAGUCGAUUUUAAAGGGCCUUUACUUUCAGACCGCAACAUUCCGUCAAUUUGCAUGUUAAUCGAUAUGAGAAUGGCCAAUUCAGCUGAUUUUUUGAUAAAUGACUUGGAGAACCUUCGAACUUCAUUUUUUGACCAGUGGCAUUGGCGAAUGAUCAAUGAUGCCACUCGAAAUGAGGCAUUCAAUCGAGGAAUCGAAUUGGUUUUGAAGGAAGUUGAGGUGGGUUUUUUAUUAGAUUGUCCGAAUAUGGAUGAGCCAUUCAAUGCGCCCAACUUUGAAAAUUUUGGCUCAUUCAUAUUUGGACAACCUGAUAAAUGGUAGUAACAUUGUUUUUAAUACUGUAAGUUGAAUUUUUUGAGAAAUGAUUUUAAAAAAUUGUAUUUUUAGAAAACACACGAUUCUAAUAUGACAAUAAUGGACUUAGGCUGUGGCACUGGACUCCUGACAGUAAUGCUGGGUAACAAUAUAUCAUUAUGUAGCAAGAUCUCAGAACCUCAAUGUAUAUACGCGUUGGAUUCGAAUUACACUUGUUCUGUCGUGACGCAGAAGGUUAUCGAAAAGAAUGGCAUUAGUGCUCAAGUUUUUAAUAUGAAAUCGACUGAUUUUGAAAGUAUGCCAACUGGUCGAUAUUUGGAUUUGAUUAUCAGUGAAACUUUGGAUUGUGCCAUUUUUGGUGAACAUUUCUGUUCUUCGUUGCUUGAUCUGCAUGAUAGGUUUGAGGUAACGAUCAUGGGUAAUAUGUAAUGAUCAAGUGUAAUUUUGAUACUAUAACCUGUUACUGUGACAUUUCUAUCACAAAACAUAUCACUGUGACACUUUUUAUUACACAAAAUGCCAUUUUAUAUAUAAUGUUGUAUAUAUUUUGUUGCACCAUGCACAAAAAAAUCAAUGUUGUACUACGUUUUUCAAUUUCAGGGACCAGUACCAUUCCGCGUAGUACCAAAAAGAGCCUCAUUGUACGCCCAAGCUAUAUAUUCACCAGAAUUGGCCAAGGAUUAUUCCAAAAAUCUUAAAAAUGGCAUAUUAAUGUCGAAUCCAGUUGUAUAUAUGCAAAACAACACGUACGCAGUAACAUACGAUUGCACAUACAUGGAUAAGAUCGACUACCAAGCGUUGUCACAGCCAGUUAACGCCAUAAGCAUCGACUUUGAAACGGUAGAGGAAUUGAGAAAAGUGGUCGAUAAUGAAGUUAGAAAAAGCGUCAAGUUCAAUGUCAAGGCUGGAUUAAGGCCUACUGCUAUUAUGGCAUGGUUUGAGUAAGUUGGGCGGGCACGCUUCAGCUUAUUAGGUGCCGACAUAAAGAACCAGCCAUUUUUACAGGAAAUUACAGGCAAUGUAUGGCGGGUUCUUUAUGUCGGCACCUAAUAUAACUUGUCUUUUGAGACUUUUAAUGAAAGUAUAAGUUUUAUGCAAGGAAUGAAAUAAUUUUAGGCUUAAAAUGGCUUAGUUUUUAAUUUUUUAAACUUUUUUUAGUAUAAAAUUUAAAAAAAAUCAUUUUCCGACCUCAUUUUAGAUGUGAAACCUACCCAGGAGUCGAAUUUUCGACGAAACCCGGCAAUUCCAGUUGUUGGCCUCAAGCGGUUUUUACAUUAAUUUUUAGAGACGACCCGUUGGCCGAGGAUACAGAACUAAACUUUAUGUUCUAUAUUGAGAAUGAACAAUGUUUUUUCAUUUCUCAGGAAACGAUUGGAUUUGAUUGUGUUCAGAAAGGAGAAUUUGAAUUCAAACUCUUAAAUUGUGAGAAGUUGAUUAACUUCUUCCAAGAGUUUAUCGAUAAGUCGACAGACGUCGUAUUGAAUUAUACUGGAUUGAUUUUGGAGCCAAAAGAAGUGAAGGAAAAGAGAAGCAAAUUGGGUAAAGAGGAGGGAGCCGGAAAGAUCAGGAAUUGCUUGGAGAAAGUACAGUAAGUUAGCUAGUGAGAUUAACCGUCUGAAUUAUUAUGUGGCAUAAAAAGCCCAGACUCACUCUUUGUAGGCUUAGGCUUAGUAGGCUUAGGCUUAGUAGGCUUAGGCUUAGUAGGCUUAGGCUUAGUAGGCUUAGGCUUAGUAGGCUUAGGCUUAGUAGGCUUAGGCUUAGUAGGCUUAGGCUUAGUAGGCUUAGGCUUAGUAGGCUUAGGCUUAGUAGGCUUAGGAGGCUUAGGCUUAGUAGGCUUAGACUUAGUAGGCUUAGGCUUAGUAGGUCUAGGAUAAAUGGGUCAUUAACGUUUUAUUCAUUUAUCUUAAACCUACGCUUACCAACUUUAUUACUUAAUAUUAACUAAUAAAACCGUAAUUUUUAAAAUUAUUUGCGGCAUUACCUAGUGUAAUAUAUCAAUAUAGCCUUAGAGAAAUUGCAAGAAAUCGUAUUGCGUAACAUAUUGUUGUGUAAUUUUGUUGUUUUAUAUAAUAUUUGCCUCGAUGUAAAACGACCCAACAAAUUACUGCGAGUACGGCAAUCUUACUCUAUAUUCUUGCUAGGUAUUGUGCUUUAUCUGUUGUUUUGUAUAAUUUUCGAAUCUUUUCUUAAAUGUUCAGGCCUAGGCCCAGUAGGCUUAGACUUAGUAGGCUUAGGUUUAAUAGGCUUAAGCUUAGUAGGCUUAAGCUUAGUAGGCUUAAGUUUAGUAGGCUUAAGCUUAGAAGGCUUAGGCUUAGUAGGCUUUAGCUUAGUAGGUUUUGAAUAAGCUUAGGUUUAGUAAGUUUAGGCUCAGGGUUACUAGGCUCUAUUUUUUAACCUUACUUAAACUUUUUUAGUAUUGAAGCCGAGCUCUCAGAAGCGUCUACUAUCGCUGUUUUUCCAUUCGAUUCUCGCGGUACCUUUACCCCAGACGGCACCAUCUUCUGCCAAGCUUCAAGUAUGUUCAAUAAACAGAUAUUUCCUUGCGCGAUGCGAAUACACGCUCAAAUGUUUCGAUCAGAUGAACUGAUGAAUUGUGCUAAACUGGUACCGAAAGAGAAAAGAGGUCGAGUAUACUGUAAUGUGGACUUGGAUACGAUAGAAUCGAUGCAUAUACGGUAUUUUGAAGAGGUUGACAUCAACAAAAUGGACAUAACAAUCUUGAGUGAUGAGGUUGAGGCUAUUAAAGUCGGCUUAAAGGUAAUGAUGAUUUAACUAGGUGGUGGGUGUGUAUAAUGGGGUGGGCGUGUUCUUUAAGGGAAUCUUAAAGUUUUUGCUUAUUUCUGUGGUCUGUAAAGAAAGUUUUUGCGUUUUUUUCUUUUUUUUGAAAUGGCUUGAAGCCUUGCCUUUUUUUUAGCCUUGAAGCAAAACUAAUUUUAAUUUUGUUUGCAAAUCUUCGUUUUUGCUCGUUUAAAAAUGGAAGUUGAGUGGAAGAUUUGUAAUGUAUUUUACACUAAAAAUCUUUCACUCAAAUUCCAUUUUUAAAGUAUCUUAAAAUUGCCUAAAAACAUGUUUUUGACACUUUUUAGAAGUGGAAGUUGAGUGGAAGAUUUUCUGUGUAAAUUUCAUUACAAAUCUUCCACUUAACUUUCACUUUUAAAUUUUGAAAUUACUUGUUUAAUUUUCAAAUUUUCAGUUUGAAAAAUUGCAAAACAGCACAUCAACGACUACUUUGAUCACGGCAGGUCCAGCUGAUGGUAUUUUAUAUUGGCACGAAUUGGAAGGCCCAUCAGGGCAAAAGUUCUCGUUCAAGCGGGAUUACGGGAUCGUGAAGGCAUUUAUUUUUGCGGAACGGCACGGUGUUGAAGGACAAAAUGUCGUCUUGAAUACUACUUUUCAAAAUGGUCAAUUUACUUUUGCGGUACCAACUUUUGACGAACCAUCGGAAUCCAGGUUUUAUGCCACUUUUAGUGGUACUGUAUUGUAA
Messenger RNA from Bursaphelenchus okinawaensis, 4143 nucleotides. Lineage: Eukaryota; Metazoa; Nematoda; Chromadorea; Rhabditida; Aphelenchoididae. The record is from the annotation of a GenBank genome assembly.